AUGGCGACUCCAUGCAUCUCCUGCGCCCCGCAACCCUCUCCUUCCUGGCAUACUCCAUGCAUCUCCUGCGCCCCGCAACCCUCUCCUUCCUGGCAUAGCAGGAGCAGGAGCAAGGAUGCCGAGGCGGUUCAGUCGCGAGGAAGAGUAGGAAGAUCAGGCAGAGAGGGUUUCACACACCUCUUCUACACUGACAAGUCUUUGCUUUUCAGGAUUGCCAUGGGAGCUUUGGAUGGUGGUCUUGAUCUUCCGCACAGUGAUAAGAGAUUUGCUGGCUUCAAGAAGGAUAAGAAGCAGCUGGGCGCUGAGAUUCACCUCAAAUACAUCUAUGAAGGUCAUGUUGCUGACUGCAUGAAGUCAAUAGCUGAUGAGGAACCUAAGAAGUACCAAUCUCGCUUCAGUGAGUACAUCAAGAACUGA
Molecule: messenger RNA, 417 nt
Organism: Triticum turgidum subsp. durum (durum wheat)
Lineage: Eukaryota; Viridiplantae; Streptophyta; Magnoliopsida; Poales; Poaceae
Source: the annotation of a GenBank genome assembly